CACACCGGAAACAUGGCCGCCGUCGUCGCCCCCUCCGCUAUCCUCACCACCCGCGUCGUGGCCCCCAAGGCCCGCGCCGCCCGCACCCUCAAGGCCACCGCCUUCAAGGGCGCCAAGCUCGCGCAGCCCAAGCUCGCGGUCAAGCGCGCGGUCUCCACCAAGGCUGUCGCCGACUCCAAGAUCAGCACCGACGAGGUCCUCAAGACCAUCGCCGACAAGUGGGAGGACACCGAGAACAAGUCCGCGGUGAUCACCUACGUCGCCGGCGGCGCGGCGCUCGUGUGGCUCUCCGGCACCGUCGUCGGCGCCAUCAACAGCAUCCCCAUCCUCCCCAAGGUGAUGGAGCUCGUCGGCCUCGGUUACUCCACCUGGUUCGUGUACAGGUACGUGCUCUACAAGGACUCCCGCAAGGAGCUCGUGGAGCAGUUCGACGCCCUCAAGAACAAGGUGUCCGGCGAGUUCUAAGCCGUCAAUCGAGAGAAACACCGUCGCCGCGCAGAUGGAGCAAUUUGCUUACUUGUCUGGUUUGGUUUUCAGUUAGCGCACCGGUUGGACUCCACCGGUGGUUCGUAGCACACCCGGCUGUAACAUAACUAACUCCGUUAAAAC
This is a messenger RNA of Micromonas commoda, 609 nucleotides long. RefSeq lists its product with no specific name. Gene Ontology annotation, cellular component: thylakoid. Bases 13 to 465 code for a protein of 150 amino acids. The record is from RefSeq and is a predicted model, not a curated record. NCBI's taxonomy places the organism in Eukaryota, Viridiplantae, Chlorophyta, Mamiellophyceae, Mamiellales, Mamiellaceae. The transcript is spliced from 3 exons.